UAAAAUUUUUCUUUUAUCUGUAAGCGAGAAGGCGUGCGGUUGUGAAAUACUUUUCUUACCGGCAAAGUUUUGUAAUUAAAGUCGCAAAAAUGAGUGUUUCUCCAGAAUUGCAAUCUGAGGCUAAUUCAGUGGUACACCAGUAUCUUUUAACUGUAGAUAAAUCGUUUGCUGGGCAAUUUUUGUCAAAAACAAAAGCGAAACCGAGACAAAAGAAUUUACCAACACUAAUUGACAUCUUAGCAAAACACAAGAAAAUUGACAGUAAACCAGUACAAAAUUCUAAGAAGCCUUCAGAAAGCUCGGACGAUUCUGACAGUGAAGAAGAACAAAAAAAACCUGCACAAUUAAACAACUCUAAAAUUACUAGUGCAGCAAAGAAAAAGGACUCAUCAUCAGACUCUGAUAGCUCUGAAGAUGAAAAACAAAAACAACCCCCAAAGGUCAAUAAUGUUGCAAAUAAAAAAGCACCUGUUAAGAAAGCAGAGUCCUCAGAUGAGAGUGAUAGUGAAGAAGAUGCUACAUCAAAACCUACAAAACAACCAGUCAAGUCCCAGCCAGUUAAUUCAGUACCAAAACCUGUUAAGAAGAAAGAUUCCAGUGAUGAUUCUGACAGCAGUGAAGAUGAAAAACCUCAAAAUAAUAGUAAUAAAGGGAAAACUGCACCACCACCAAAAGUUCAACAACAGAAACCUGUUGUAAAAAAAGCAGAUUCAUCAUCUGACAGUGACGAUAGCAGCGAUGAUGACAAAACAAAGAAACCUCCAAACAAACCUGCAGUGGCAGCCAAGCCAACUGCCACUCCUGCUAAAAAACAGGAAUCUUCCUCAGAUGAUAGUGACAGUGAUGAUGCAAAACCUAAAGUUAAAGCAAACACUCCACAAGUCAAACCAAAAACUCCCCAAGCGAAACCACCAGCAAAAGCUGCACAGAAGCCCAAUAAACAAGAAUCCUCCUCAGAUAGUGAUAGUAGUGAUGAUGAACCACCUAAACCAGCUCAGAAACAACCAGCCAAAAAUGUCGCUAAUACUAAACCAGUUGCAAAGCCCAAAGCUCAAGAUUCUUCUGAUGAUAGUGAUGAUUCAGAAGAUGAUAAGCCAAAAGCUUCUCAAAAACCGGCAACAAAACCUCAACCACCUUCUAAAAGCCCUAAUGUUUCUGCUGUCAAAAAAAAAGAGUCUUCAUCUGACGAUGACAGCAGUGACGAUGAAAAAACCAAGCCAAUUCCUAAACUUGAAACUCCGGCAGUGAAACCUGUAUUUAAAGGCAAUAAAAAACCACAGACAUCUUCUGAAGAUAGUGAUGAUAGUAGUGACGACGACAAGAAAAAACCUACACAGAAACAGCCUGCAAAACCAGCAGUCACACCUGCAAAGCCAGCUGCCAAAAAAGCAUCUUCAUCAGAUGACAGUGAUAGCAGUGAUGAUGAUAAACCGAAAAAAACCCCAGUAAAGCCUCAAACUAAACCAGUCAAAAAACAAUCUUCUUCAGAAGACAGUGAUGACAGUAGUGAAGAUGAAAAGCCAAAAAAAGCUCCUGUAGCCACUCCCAAACCUAAAGCUAAAAAGGAAUCUUCUGAUGAUAGCAGCGAUGAUGAGGCUCCUCAAAAAGCUGCUGCUAAACAAAAAGCUGAUUCAGAUGAUGAUAGUGACGAUGAACCUCCUACUAAAGUACAAAAGAAGGAUGCUGAUCAUUCUACGCAAAAUGGCUUCCAAACUGGCAAGAAAAGAAAAGCAUCAGAUGGAAAUGAUCCAACUCCUAACAAAAAACCAUACAGCAACUUUGUUAAGGGUACCAAUGUAAUUUCCACACCAAAUGAAAAAACAGCUCAAGAUAGCAGUAAACCGACUCCCUUCCGGAGAGUCUUAAGUGAAAAGAUUGAAGUGGAUCCUAGACUUAAGGACAAUUCGUUUGAAGCUAAGGGAGGAGCUCGCGGUUCGUGGGGUGAGCGCGCCAACAUAGACUUGAAGCAUACCCGUGGAAAGUCGUUCAAACACGAGAAAACUAAGAAAAAACGAGGUGCAUACCGUGGCGGUGCCAUCGACACAUCUGUGCAUUCCAUCAAGUUUGAAGAUUAACUAUCACAGUAGGUGUCAUUAAAAUAAUCCCUGUUAAUUACUGUUAAUAAAAUUUCUGAAGAAAUAUAAAAAUGUAGCGCCUUUAACGCGCAGGUUCAUAAUUGAUUUAUAUAAUUUGCUAAUGCUUCUAUGAUUUAUUAUACGAGUAUACGUAGUAAUGUAUAUGCAAUGCACUUAUGUUUCAUGUUAAAAAAAUACUUUCCUUCUUUGACAUUGCGAUUGACAGCUGCUGUUUAGAUUUCAAAAAAAUAUUAUUGAUAAUGUUUAAUUUGAUUUAACUUUCCGAUUUUUAUUUAGAAAUAGGGAAAGAAUAUAUAGGUACUAUAUAGAUUUAUAUUUUUGUAUGUAUUAAUAACAAAUGACCUUAUUGUAACAUGUUGAAUGACCCUGGACCUGGUGGGCAGUAGGACUGAGUAUAACCCGUGCGCAAUAACUUGACACCACCAAAGACAUCCAUACAAACAGUAAAAACAUCAUUUGAGCUGGGUGUCAAGUUAAUCCGCACGAGUUGUAUAUUGGACAGCUACUUUCUCAAUCAGAGGAGCGUGUGAAUGUUUCUAAUCCCAUAACUCCCAAAUUAAAAUAUAGGAAUCUAUUUCUUAUCUAUUUUACCAAUUAAAUAUUUAAUAAGGUAAAAAUCUUAUAAUAUUCAUGAUGUGUUUUUUUUGACUGUCCUCUAAUUGAAGUGUAUUUUUUUUACUAUAAGUAGAAUGUAAAUAAUAGUUUGCAUUUAACAUAAGAGUUAUGUUAUGUUGUUGUACAUAAGCUGUUUUAUUUUAAUACAUAAGUAUAAACCUACUCUAGAUAUAUAAGGAACAACACGUAAAAGUAAGCUAAAGUAAGCCCGCCUCUGAACUAUUAGCCUACAAUUAAGAGAUGUGUUUUAAUUAAAAUUCAUUUGGAAUAACUUUA
Molecule: messenger RNA, 2987 nt
Organism: Bicyclus anynana (squinting bush brown)
Lineage: Eukaryota; Metazoa; Arthropoda; Insecta; Lepidoptera; Nymphalidae
Product: nucleolar protein dao-5
Exons: 7
Coding region: 90-2075 (661 amino acids)
Cellular component (GO): nucleolus; nucleoplasm
Source: RefSeq, a predicted model, not a curated record